Molecule: messenger RNA, 703 nt
Organism: Schistocerca nitens (vagrant locust)
Lineage: Eukaryota; Metazoa; Arthropoda; Insecta; Orthoptera; Acrididae
Exons: 3
Coding region: 23-703 (226 amino acids)
Source: RefSeq, a predicted model, not a curated record
GUUCGCGGAACACCUCGCAGCGAUGCGCGCGCCGCCCGCCGCCGCCGCCGGCUCUGGCCGCGGCUGCGCCUCAACAGCCAGUCGCCCGCCGGGACGCGCCGUCUACGCAUCGCUCCCCUCCACUGGCGUCGCUGCUGUAGAGAUGCGGCCCGCCACCACCACCAGACACCUGCAGUCCGUCAGGAUCGUCAUGAUCGCCGUCGAGCUGGUGCUAUCGUGUGCGUGCGCAGUGGUAUUGCUGCCGAUGCUGGACGAGUGCUGGCGCAUGCGCACGAGCGUCGUGCAGAUGACGGCGUUCAGCUGGUACUCCUUCACGGCCGUGACGCGCCUAAUCUCCUACCUCAACCGCGACUUCAUGCCGCCCAAGAUUGAGCGGCUGCACGUGAUGGCCGGCGUGGCGCUGUUCUCGGUGUCGGGCGCGCUGGGCGUGGACGGCGCGUGGCGCGGCGGCCGCUGGGAGGACCGCGAACUGGCGGCGGCCGUGCUGGCGCUGCUGGCGGCGCUGCUGCUGAUGGCCGACGUGGCCGCCUCCUACGGCGGCGCGCGCGCGCUCGACGGCGACCCGGCCGCCGCCGGCCCGCCCUACUGCUCGGUGCGCUCUGCCGCCUCCGCCGACGACGCCGAAGCCGCGGACGACGCCCCGCCGCCCCCCUACGCGGUCGCCGUCGCCAGCCGCCCCGGCUGCCCACCCGCGACGCGAUGA